AUGGCCCCAAAGGAACCAAAAGUCGCAGAACAAUCCUCUCACAAGGUGAUAGAAAAACGGAGGAGAGAUAGGAUCAACGCCUGUCUGUCGGAACUCAGCCAGACCGUACCAGCGGCCUUCUCCAAACAGAGCGCUGGCAAACUAGAAAAGGCCGAGAUUCUAGAGAUGACUGUGGAGUACUUGCGAGCGGUCCAGACAACAGAGAUAGGUACUCGAUUCGAUCAUGGUGAAUGGUACAGCUCUGACGUUUGGGCUGAUUUUGUUCACCAUUACCAAGCUGGGUACGACGAUUGUGUUCGGGAAAUCGUUCGCUAUAUGACAGACGUGGAAGGUCUUCAGGCAAGCGAUGAACGAUGCAUGCGUAUAAUUUCCUACCUUCAAACACGUUUUCGCGCAGACUCGUCUGUAAGCGGAGGGUCUGCUUACCGUGACGUUUUACAACGACUGACGUCAUUAGCCAAAUCUCGAGCGUCACCUCCUGAGAACAGAUCUUACAGAUAUACUCCAUACGUGUUACCGACUAGAGAUCUCGCAAAAACAACACAUGGAUUAUUUACCAACAUGUUCAGCAGUAGCUUUUCAGAUGAUAGCAGUGGCAGAAUUAUAGGAUCGACAGACAGUACAUCGUCCCGACUCUCCCCUCCCGACUUGACCAGGACUCCAAGACCUGAAGACAGGCACCAGGCAAGUUUGCCUUAUUUCAGGGGAAAAUGA
This is a messenger RNA of Ylistrum balloti, 714 nucleotides long. Its product is annotated as hairy and enhancer of split-related protein helt-like. The record is from RefSeq and is a predicted model, not a curated record. NCBI's taxonomy places the organism in Eukaryota, Metazoa, Mollusca, Bivalvia, Pectinida, Pectinidae. Gene Ontology annotation, biological process: regulation of transcription by RNA polymerase II; regulation of neurogenesis; anterior/posterior pattern specification. Gene Ontology annotation, molecular function: DNA-binding transcription factor activity, RNA polymerase II-specific; RNA polymerase II cis-regulatory region sequence-specific DNA binding; protein dimerization activity. The coding region runs from base 1 to 714 and encodes 237 amino acids. Gene Ontology annotation, cellular component: nucleus. The transcript has 4 exons.